AUGGGGAAAACCUGUCCAUCGUCAGACGGUCCUAUCUGGAGCGUUCACUCGGCCGCGGUGAAGCACGGCGGUUUCAAUCCGACCACCCUAGAGAAUGAUGUGGCUAUUAUAACGAUUAACGGUACCUUCGCCGGACAAUCAAACGUGAAACCGAUAGUCAUCGCGACCACAGUGCUUGCGGUAUCUACCACGAAUCGCUCGAAAUGUGUUGUUAUUGGAUGGGGUCAGAAUUCGAUUACUACCUUUAAUUAUAAUGUUUUUCAAGCUGAUUACGAGCUGCUGACUGAUCAGGAAUGUGCAGCAGCAGGUGCUAACCCUCCGUCGAUUAUGUGCGCUCAAUCGGUGAGAGGAUAUGCUUGCCGUGUUGGCGGCGGUGCACCGCUGGUGUGCAAUGGUCAGUUGUAUGGGAUACUCACUGCUCAAACCAACUGCACAGCGUCCAGCACCGCAAAAAUUCAAAUGUUUGCAAAGCUUCCGGUAAUCAGCAUUCCAUGGAGCCCCGCUACUCCACCAGCACCUCCCAGGAAAAAUUACGUAUCUUGCCCAUGA
Messenger RNA from Anopheles aquasalis, 549 nucleotides. RefSeq names its product trypsin alpha-4-like. Gene Ontology annotation, molecular function: serine-type endopeptidase activity. NCBI's taxonomy places the organism in Eukaryota, Metazoa, Arthropoda, Insecta, Diptera, Culicidae. Gene Ontology annotation, biological process: proteolysis. The record is from RefSeq and is a predicted model, not a curated record.